Molecule: messenger RNA, 1914 nt
Organism: Fusarium mangiferae
Lineage: Eukaryota; Fungi; Ascomycota; Sordariomycetes; Hypocreales; Nectriaceae
Exons: 7
Coding region: 1-1914 (637 amino acids)
Molecular function (GO): protein binding
Source: RefSeq, a predicted model, not a curated record
AUGUCGUUUGGAUACGGUGUCGGCGACGUCAUCGCCGUGCUAGGCCUCUUCGAGCGCAUUGCCAUCGAGCUACGAAAUUACAAAGACGCACCUACUCACUUCCAACAACUCCGUACCGAACUAGAUCUACUGCGGGGUACUUUGAAGCGUGUCUUGUCCCUGGAACCGGAGGGUGAUGCGGAGCGCGAAACUUUGGAGCAGAUCAGAGCCAUCGUCAUCUGUUGUGCGCAGCCUUUACAGUCCAUGGCUGACAAAAUGAGAAGCAAAGAAAGCAGUUUGGGCCACUUCAGAACAACUAGAAGUCUUGUCAGUAUCGGGACAAGACUUCACUGGUCUUUGAUUGAUCAAACCGAUAUCGAGGGACUCAGAAAGAUUCUUCUGUCCCAGAUGACCGCCAUCAACACACUGUUGAGUAUUCAGCAACAAGCUCGGAUCCAGCGACUUGUACUACAAAUGAAGGUUAGCGAGAAUCACCAGACGUUGGCGAUCGAAAAGCAUACAAAUGCCAUAGCGGGACAAGCUACCAAUAUCCUGGCUAUUACAUCCAGAACCCAAAGCACAAUCGACACUCUGGCUUUACAGGCCAGUGUGCAGGCGGAAAUCCAUUCGAAGCAGGCAGAUGAGAUCAACCAAAGCUUGAACUCUAUUGAACAAAACAUGCGUCAUAUGACGCUGAAAUCUGAACAAUGCACCACUGUUGUCCGUCGUCAGGCCAUCUUCAUUUCUCGGCAAGUUCAAAACUUGUUUUACCUUAUGCAAGAGAUAAAGAAGCUUUUCAUCUUGCGCAUGCUACUUGAUAUACGUGGGCAAAUGAAACGUAUGAUACGCGCCAUUGAAGCCAUACCACUUCAUCUCACACUCGACAUUGUCCGGCUAGACGAUGUCCAUGGAGAGAGCUGGGCCCUGCCACUACAGGCAUGUAGGACCUGGGAAUCCUUUAGAGAAAUGCUCUUGUUCGUUGUGUAUGCAAACAAAAGACCCGGAGCGAACUACAUCACACAGAAUCUCUUCGCGGUGACGCAAGCGAAGACGGGCAAGGGAGUCGACCAAGAGACGUGGGAAGCAAUGAUAAAACCAGGCUUUCAUAUAGAACAGGCGGUAAUACUGAAGGGUUCCCACUCUUCCAAGAGAUGCCUGAACCCAAAGUGUGCCGGGAUGCUUCAGGAUGAAGUCCUCGAGUUCGAAGACCGUCAAGUUUGUCGAAACAAUACCAAGGGAAGUUUCGGGCCCCAUCUACCUUCCAUAGCUAUGGAUGAGCAAAUAGGAACUUUCCUCAGGGUUAAGCUCUUGCAACCUACCGAGCCUAUACAAGAUAUCGAAGAAGCCUAUCGGCGACUGGGCGAAGACCCUAAUCACGCCAUGGCAAACGCAUAUGUCGGCCUUGAAAUACUUCUUGCAAUAGGGGAAACUAUAUCUGUCGAUCAAAUUGAUAUUGCAAGAAAUCAUCUAGAAGUUGCCGUUGAAUCAGAUAGCUCGACCGCCGAGAACUGGUACCUGCUAAGCCGAGCGUGUAUGAAAGCAGAAGAUUACGAAAGGGCCUACCAAUGCCUACAAGUCGCGAUAUAUCUUGAGAGCCGCUGCCCCUCGUUCUGGAUCACACUUGGGAUUCUAUACUUCAAUAUAGGUCAAAGUAGAGAUUGCCUCGACGCCCUGACCAAGGCCGUAGAGCUAAAUGCUCAUAUCUGGGAGCCUUGGUAUAACCUCGGCGUGUUGUAUGACAGUUGCAAUGGCCAGCAUUCAGAUGCCGCUGAUGCCUUUUAUAAAUGUCUCGAGCGGAACCCAGAGCUGUGUAAUGUCCGGGCACGACUCGAAGCUCAACAAGCCUACGCGGGGGAUAUGAACGAUGAGCUUUUAGGUGGUACGGUGAUCCACGAAAUGGUCGACUCACCACUGGAUGAUAAACAUGGAUGGUAG